Mesorhabditis spiculigera is the source of this 1641-nucleotide messenger RNA. NCBI's taxonomy places the organism in Eukaryota, Metazoa, Nematoda, Chromadorea, Rhabditida, Rhabditidae. The record is from the annotation of a GenBank genome assembly.
AUGAAGCGGAGAGGCGGGGCCGAUCAUCACGUCGGAGCCAGUGAGCUUGAGCCGAUUUUGUUUCAGACGCCGUUCAUCCCGGAUCUAUCCGACUGCAGGCAAGGCCUUCCGCUCACCUGUUUCAUCGAUGAUCGCCAGGCCAAUGCCUCCAAAUGUCAAUGCAAACCCGGCACCUCGUUCGCCGAAUUCGCUGACCAGCGCUGCGAGCAUCUCCAGCCGCUCUUGGUCCAAACAUACAACAACGUCUCCGAGUUGACGAUUCAAUGCAAUAUGACGCUCAACGACUGUAACCUUGACGGCGUGCGUCCCUCGGCUGCAGUGGGCGAUGGCCGCGUCAGCGACGACGAGCUGUUCGGCGGCCAGGCCAAUGCGGGCCCUGUCAUCGGCGGGUCUGAUGACUGCUGGUACACGUACGAGCCGUGGAAAUACACGCGCAACGGCACCCAGGCAACUGUAAAAUACCCGAUCGCGCCCACCACCGAAUUCCGCCCAAAAUGCGACACGCGCCAAGACGUCCGCUCCGAGAUACAGGAGACUGACGACAAUCCGAUGCGAUGGGGCGAGCUGACGACGCAAUUUAUGUUUCUGAAGUGCCACUGGAUGUUGUGUGACGAACGCAACCGAUAUCCCUGGAAUCCGGAUACGGGCAAGCGCGAGCAGGUCUGCUUCCCGCGCGUCCCCGAGCCGUUCACGAUGUCCUGGACGAGGAAGUGGUGCGCACGGUACGAGAUGAACGUCUCGAAGCUGUACGGCGAAGACGGAUGCGAGCCACUGCCUCUCUGCUUUGACAGCGGCUUCACCGCUACCCCCUACUACCAAGCGGCCAUCGACGAGAACUUUGCCCAAGACAUCCGUUUGUGCGAGCGCCUCUGCCAGCCCGGCCUUUUCAAUAUCAUGGGUAUCAAUCCAGACAACACCACCUGCCGUCGUCGCCCAUCGAUAGAUGCCGACGACUGGGCUGUGGGCUACGAGCAAAGCUGGUGCCCCCUCGAAACAUCUGUCUACCGCGAUCCGCCCGUCGACUGUAACCCCGUGCCGAUCUGCCGUCAGCUUGACGAUACUAUCCCCUCCUACACCGAGAUGGAACUGAACGGCACCGAUUUUGAUGAUUUCGAAUAUAACCCAUUCCGCUCUGGCGUGUGCGUGGCCUCGGUGCUGUACUGCACGCCGCGCCAGGCCGAGCUGCUGUUCUGCCGCAAAAUCACGGAGGAUCCUGCUCAACUAGCUGCUGAAUUGAGCUACCUGGAUGCCGAUGACCCCACCGCCGUCCCACCCGAAGAAUGGCCGACCGCCAAGGUGAUCAGUUACAUCCUGUUCAUCGUCAUUAUCGUCUACAUUGUCCUCGUGCUCAUCCGAACAAUUUUUAGUCGCCGCGAGAAGAAUGAGAAACGCCGGAACCCGUCCGCCAAUGUCCGCCUGCUAGGCUACACACGCAGCAACGAGGACGUCGCCCAAGAGAAGCAGACGUCUAGUGCUCGCCAAAGCGUCACUGAGCAAGCCGAUGCCGAUAAGGCUCCGGGUUCGACUCGCGAGCAAACCAAGAGCAUCUCCCAAUCCGCCAGCGUUGCCGUCAAUAACCCUCAGAGCCCCGACAAGAUGGGUUCCGUUUCUACUGCCGCCGGAGAGAACGCGAAGAAUGCA